AUGACAGGAGGGAGGGAAAAAGACCUUUGUGAACUGAGACGCCACACGUACGAGAGCUCAGUGGAUAGGUCAACGGUCAAGAAACUUGUGAGGCAGGUGUUCAAACCUUGUAGGUGUUCGGAGAUCUACAGCAAAGGCGGGAUGAAGGAAACAACUAGUGAGGAGGGUACGGGCAGGGGACAGUCUGUGUGUGGGGGUCAUGAGAGGGCGUUGUCUAUACAAGAUACUGUGCAGUCCCUGGACCUACGGGAAGAAAGUAUUGCCACCCUCCUGUGUUACCUGGAGCUACACCCGGACAGGUGGGUGGAGAACCAGAACCACGUGUACGGCAGCUGCUCCAUCCGGUGCUACGGCGGUGCCAGACAGCUGCAGACUCUGGCCAAGAAGUGCCCACCAGUAGCCGUGGCCAUCGCCAAACAGAAACUUGACGGCAAGCAGUUCUCUGUCUCCAGUCAACUUGACUUCAAAGUCAUCGAUGUUUGUGACUCCAUGGGCUGGGACUCUGGCACGGUCAAGCGGGAGCUCAAAUCCCUCAUGUGGGAAUCAGGUCCAGACGGCUUCCGAAAAACUGGAGUACUCGUGGAGUUAUCGGACUUGUCCUUCCACUUCCGGUCACGUGGGGACCUGACCUCGCAGGAGAUGGACGACGUCCUUGACUUUCUCGCCCAGCGGACCCAGCACCAGGAGAGGGCCGAGCUGCGUCAGCUGGAGAUGUUGUCGUCUGCUCUUAGAAGCGUGUCCCACAAAAACUACUGGAUGUGUAGCGAGGAGCCUGACCUAGAGAGGAGCGACAAGCUGAAGCGACAGCUGGAGGAGUUCUUUGACCGUGACGACAGGGACUACGGGCAGGACGAGACGGAGCCUCAGCUGGACCCAUCUAGCCUGAACCAGCUGACCUCUGACCUCCGGCACUUCAUCUCCCUGUACGGCCAGGAGCACACCCUGACGGGACGGGCCAUCGCCCGGAUCUUCCACGGCAUCGGGAGCCCGUGCUUCCCGGCCGAGACCUGGGGCAGGGUCCGGCGGUUCUGGCGGUGCCACCUGGACCUGGACUUCAAGGCCAUCAUACGAGAGGCCACGAGGAUGCUGGUCAGCCUAAGGUGACCACGUCUGAUUGUUACCUGUUCAUGUCAUUCGGGUAAUUUGUUGAUUAUGUCAUUCCGGUAAUUUGUUGAAUUCAACGAAUGUUUACAGGCGAAUAAUGUGUCAGGUUGAAAUAAUUACAUUAGGAAAUGUUUAGGGUGAGGGGAGGUGACGUAGCUGUUUAUAGUUUACAUUAUAUAGAUUCGUUUUAUUUUGAACAAAAAAAUUUGAACUGGAUUUGCAGAAUUAUUUUAAUAAAUGUGAUUUUUUUAAAAUUAACUUGUAGAGUAGAUUUUGGGCAUUUUUUUUUUAUUAUUAUUAUUUUUUAUUUUUUUUUGCGACAAGUUUAAUUUUAGCUUA
Messenger RNA from Physella acuta, 1443 nucleotides. RefSeq names its product ATP-dependent DNA helicase Q4-like. The record is from RefSeq and is a predicted model, not a curated record. NCBI's taxonomy places the organism in Eukaryota, Metazoa, Mollusca, Gastropoda, Physidae.